Messenger RNA from Protopolystoma xenopodis, 210 nucleotides. The record is from the annotation of a GenBank genome assembly. Lineage: Eukaryota; Metazoa; Platyhelminthes; Monogenea; Polystomatidea; Polystomatidae.
GCUAUGGGUCGUAUUUUCGUUGGCCUCUGUCAAGUUGGUGCUUGGGGCUGUUUUGACGAAUUUAAUCGACUGGAAGAGCGCAUGCUUUCUGCAGUAAGCCAACAAAUCCAAGGGAUUCAGGAGACCCUGCGUGAUAUGGCUUGUAAUCCUAAGGGCAAGGACGCAUUAACCGUUGAGUUACUCGGAAAACAGGCGAGUUUGAAGCAUUAA